CUUCUUUGUUUUUAUUUUUUUCUUUCUUUUCGCGGUAAUCCCCUAGCAACGCCUCCUCCUGAUUUCAUCACGUUUUUCCUUUUUUAAAGUUGGCAUGACUCUUUCGAUUCACCCGCUAGCCCAGGAAGAACAACCGCCUAUGUCUUUCUCUACUAAUCCUCAUCCAUAUAUGACAUCCUCCAUUCCCUCAUCUCCACAUACGACUAAUAUUGAAUCUCAAUCACCAACUUCUCCUUCCUUUUAUGCUGCUCAAUCGCCCGAGUCUCCCCAGCCUCGACCAGCUUAUCAUCAGCAACGAGCUUAUUCCGUUACCGCUAUGCCGAGCGAUUUACAAAAAACUGUACAACAAUAUCAGCAACGCAAGCUGGAAGAGCAGCAUUUGCUACAACAGGAAUCGGUCAAGCAGCCGUGGUGGCAGUACUACUACCAGCUAUACCACUAUCACUUACCGCCGGGACGAAAACCGACGGUGUUUGGUCCAUAUCUUUUGUUACACACAUUAGGUGAAGGCGAAUUCGGAAAAGUGAAGCUCGCCGUUCAUAUAGAAACCGGUCAUGAGGUGGCGAUCAAGUUGAUGAAAAAGGAUCAUAUCGAUUCUUCGGUACGAAUGACCAAAGUGGAGAAGGAAAUCUCGGUCUUGAAGACGGUGUGCCAUCCUUAUAUCGUCAAACUCUAUGAUGUGAUUGAAACCGAGAAAUAUAUUGGCAUUAUUUUGCAAUGUGCCUCUGGUGGCGAAUUAUUCGAAUACAUCUUGGCGCAUAAAUAUCUGAAAGAGAAGGACGCCUGUCGGUUCUUUGCACAAUUAAUAAGCGGCGUUUAUUAUAUGCAUCAAAAGCAUAUAGUUCAUCGAGAUUUGAAAUUGGAAAACCUGCUAUUGGACAGACACAGAAACAUUAUCAUCACAGACUUUGGUUUCGCUAAUCAGUUUUCCUCGGCCAAGGACGAUCUUAUGUCGACUUCCUGUGGAUCACCAUGUUAUGCUGCUCCGGAAUUAGUGAUCAGCGAAGGAUUAUACGUAGGAUCGGCCGUUGAUAUAUGGUCAUGUGGCGUGAUCCUCUAUGCCAUGCUUUGUGGCUACUUACCCUUUGAUGAUGAUCCUGCCAAUCCAGAGAGUGUCAAUAUCAACUUGUUGUACAAAUAUAUUCUCAAUACACCGCUCACUUUUCCCGACCAUAUUAGCGACGAAGCGCGGGAUUUGCUGAGCAGGAUGUUAGUGCCUGACCCAAUCAAGCGAUGCUCGGUCCAAACCAUCAUGGACCACCCCUGGCUUCGCCCCCACCGUUCGCUAUUCGCCAAAUCGGUCCAUGAACUCGAGAUGGAAGCCAUGCGUUCGUCCGAUAUACCUCUUCAUACCAUGCUGUCCAGACGACGUCAACAGCAAUUGCAACAUCAGCCAUCUUUGUCGUCCAACCCACCUCACCAUGCCAAAAAAGCAAUAUCCACCGGUACAGGAAAUCAAGUAUUAUAUACCCAGCCCGACGCCUCACAAAGCCGUACCAUCAAAGAAGACCAUUCAUGCACAAAGGAAAAUUCAGCCGAUAUCUCAGACGAUACCGUGUCCGUCAAAGAAAACAACAAAGAUCGACGAGAGCCGGACGGUAAAACGGUCGAUGCAGUUCACGAAGAUUCAAUACAGAAAGAGGAUCCCACUAAUUUGCAGAGAGAGGAUGAAGGCGUUGCUCAUCCUGAAACUUCGCCGGGUAAUGACCUGGAAAACAUUGGAACGUCUGCCGAUCCCGAGCAACCAUCCAGUACAAAGACGACACAGGACGCCUCUAGUCCUAGCCCCAAACCCGCGUUCGCAUCAUCGCCAUCUGAUGUCCAAAAUGUAUCUUCUUCGAGUCCGGCGUCCGUCUCUGAAAACGUAGACAAAGACACAAAUUCCCAGGAAACGGUGAAACGUAAAUCAAUAAUAGAUGCGCCGAAAGAAGAUGUAAUGGUCACCACUACCAGCGAUACGGUUACACCUCAGCCCACGCCAUCAGAGAGCAAACGCGGGCCAUCCACAGAUAGGAUUCUGAAUUUCCUUUCUGGUAGUAUGAGCACGCCUCGACAAGUAGCAUCGCGUAACGCAAAAUCCGGUGCCGCAACUGCGCACAAAGAAGGCAAGGCAUCCACCACCGAUGCCUCUGCACCGACGUCAGGCUCUAUUUUACAAGCCAAGUUUUUCUCGAGCAUGCAGCGCCGUCGCGAACAUGGAUCGCCCAGCAACAUUUCGCCUGCGGGCCAUCAGAGUAGUAUGAGUACCCACGUCGUGUCGCCGUUACCAACUAAAAUACCCACAUCAGCAAGAUUUCCUCCGGUAUCUGGACCUUCAGAAGGUAUGCCCCAUCCUGUACGUGGUACACGCAGAAAGGCAUUGAGUUUGUUAGUCAAUUCGGUGACGGAUCACCUCGGCCAAGACGAUAAACGUCACUCGAUGCGAAAGCCGCCAACCAGUGCCGCCAGAAAAUCGACCCACGAAAGCACCAGCGGCGUCAAGGUCAUUGUUACCGAAACACCGCCAUUGACUCCGAAAACGCCGGUGGAAAUGAUGCCAUCUGUAUCAGAACAUACAUUGACUUCCACAACCGAUAAAGAUAAGCAUCGAAGCGCCGGUAAAAAGCUCAUCGACUGGUUCAAGAAGAAACCAAUGAGCACACGCGAUCGAUCGCUGAAUCGAGCAACCCAAGGGGACUUUUUGAGUACGGAUCAUGUACCUGGGACAUUGCAUACGCCCCAGCGGGUCACUCCUUUAGGGAAACCGCUCGGAUCUUAUGCUGUGGAUUUCAACGAUUCUAAAUUGCGAAUGCAUCGUGGUGCGGUAGAUCAAGACGCCCUUACUUCGCGACCUCCCCAAGAGAUAUUUAAUGAACUCAGACAUAUGCUGCAGACAAUGGGCAUUGAUGUGAAGCGAAACGGCGAAUACAGACUGAAAUGUACGCGACGAGAACGGAUGGCAUCCGUGACCGACGAAAGCAAAAAGCGAAAAUCGAGUUCUGACAUGUCAUUCCGCAACUUUUUACGGCGUACUAGCGCGGGUCCGGCGACGUUACCUGCUAUUGACAACGCCAAGCAGCCUAUGUAUGGUGAUCCGGUGGUGGAUCCUGGAGACGAAGUGCGGUUUACAAUUGAACUGUGCAAAAUUAAGAACCUACCUGGACUCUAUAGUGUCGACAUUCGACGUCUGCACGGUAAUGCCUGGGCUUACAAAUUCCUAUACCACGCUGUGCUCGAUACCUUGAAUUUAAGCGGCAAAGGCGGCUACAUGUCCACCCAUGUCCCACCACCGUCCAAUAAUGGCUUGAGCGCCAAUAUGCAGAAUGGUCGCCAAGCCGACAAAGAAUCACCCUCUUCCAGCAACCGCAUCAGUGUCGUCAGUAGUGCUGGAAGCAGCAAUUUACUAGAGGAUGUGAAAGAGGAAGCUGCCGAGAAUGCAUAAUCCAUUUUAAAAAGCAAUAUCUUAAUGUUGUUGAAUCAGAGAUUACACUAUUAUACAAACGUACAACUCUAUAAAAACGCCAUUGUACUUGACACCCAUUCUCUUUCCCCGUGGAGAGCAAAAAUCAAAAAGUCCCCAACAAUAAAUGAAAAGCGAGAACGGCAUCCAAUCAUAUGAAAAAAAAUCACAGCAACAAAGAAU
Radiomyces spectabilis is the source of this 3622-nucleotide messenger RNA. RefSeq lists its product as uncharacterized. Gene Ontology annotation, cellular component: cytoplasm. Gene Ontology annotation, molecular function: tau-protein kinase activity; ATP binding; protein serine/threonine kinase activity. Gene Ontology annotation, biological process: intracellular signal transduction; protein phosphorylation; microtubule cytoskeleton organization. NCBI's taxonomy places the organism in Eukaryota, Fungi, Mucoromycota, Mucoromycetes, Mucorales, Radiomycetaceae. The coding region runs from base 95 to 3421 and encodes 1108 amino acids. The transcript is spliced from 6 exons. The record is from RefSeq and is a predicted model, not a curated record.